AUGUUUAAAUUUUUGGUUCUUGUUGCCCUUGCUGCCUGCGCUGUGGCUGAGCAUCAUGCUUCUUCAUACGCAUCGUUCAACAAUCAUGUUGAACAUUCAUAUCACCACGAUGAUCAUCAUGAUCAUCACGAGCCACAUCACCAUCCAAAAUACGAAUACAAAUAUGGCGUCGAGGACCAUCACACCCAUGAUAUGAAAUCUGCCGAAGAGGAACGAGACGGGGAUGUCGUCAAGGGAUGGUACAAGCUUGUGCAGCCUGAUGGCCGGACCCGUAUUGUUCAUUACACUGCCGAUAAACACAACGGUUUCAAUGCUGAUGUCAAAUAUUCUGGUCAUGCCGAACAUCCUCAUCAUUAUUAA
Messenger RNA from Dalotia coriaria, 360 nucleotides. Its product is annotated as cuticle protein 19-like. NCBI's taxonomy places the organism in Eukaryota, Metazoa, Arthropoda, Insecta, Coleoptera, Staphylinidae. Gene Ontology annotation, cellular component: extracellular matrix. Bases 1 to 360 code for a protein of 119 amino acids. The transcript has 2 exons. The record is from RefSeq and is a predicted model, not a curated record.